UGCUCCUCGCACCUCCCCCUCGUGCCGCUACCGCCGCCACUGAGAGGAGCCACCGGCGACGCCAGAGCCGGGAAUCCGGGUGCACAGAAGAUGAAGCCGAUGAAGAAGGCAUGCACUAGUCUUUCAGGUCCUGGUAGUGGCAGCAAGUCCCCACCAGCCACCAGGGCCAAGGCCCUAAGGCGGCGAGGGGCUGGGGAGAGUGACAAGCCAGAGGAGGACGAGGAGGAGACUCAGCCACAGCAGCAGCCUGGGCCAGAAGAGGCUGAAGAGGGCGAGGAGGAGGAGGCCGCUGAGCGGGGUUCUGGGGCUGAGGGGCCGCCCCCAGAACUACACCCCAGUGACCCAGCCUCAGGCCCAGCCGAGGACCCCAAAGGGGAUGGGGAGGCAGGCCGCUGGGAGCCCUCACUCAGCCGCAAGACAGCCACGUUCAAGUCUCGAGCCCCUAAGAAGAAGUACGUGGAGGAGCACAGUGCUGCUGGUGGGGGGGUGACGGGGGCUCCUGAAGAGCAGCAAGAGCGGACCCCUGAGGAGGCCAGUGCCCUGGGGGUACCCCCCCAGCCACCUGCUUCCGCCCGCUCCUCUUCCACUGACACAGCCAGCGAGCACUCGGCCGACCUGGAGGAGGAGUCUGCAGAGGCCUGUGGUCCAGGGCCCUGGCCUCCGGGUGGCCCCAGUGGUGGCUAUGACCUGCGGCAGCUGCGGUCCCAGCGGGUGCUGGCACGACGUGGUGAUGGCCUCUUCCUGCCGGCAGUGGUGCGCCAGGUGCGCCGAAGCCAGGACCUAGGUGUGCAGUUCCCUGGAGAUCGAGCCUUGACUUUUUACGAGGGGCUUCCGGGCAGUGGCGUAGAUGUGGUUUUGGAUGCCACGCCGCCACCAGGUGCGCUGGUGGUGGGCACAGCCGUCUGUACCUGUGUGGAACCUGGGGUGGCAGCCUACCGUGAGGGUGUGGUGGUGGAAGUGGCCACGAAGCCAGCCGCCUACAAGGUCCGCCUCAGCCCUGGCCCUGGCUCCCAGGCAGGCCCACCGGGCUCCCUGCCACAACCCCAACCACCGCUCCACAACCGGGAGCCCGAAGAAGCCGUGUGGGUGGCCCGCUCCAGCCUGCGCCUGCUGCGGCCCCCCUGGGAACCCGAGGUCCUGCUGAGGAAGCCCCCCAUUGGGCCUGAAGAAGAGCAAGCCGAGCCGGGAACCACCCUGCCGCCCUGCCCAGCUCCCCUGGACCCCAAGCAGCCUGAGGAUGCUGAGGUCUCCAAGAUUAGCUUCGGUGGUACCCUGGGCGUCCACUGUGAGGAGGGUGAGGAGAAGCACCCACCAGCCCUGGGCACCCCAGCCCUGCUCCCGCUACCCCCACCCCAGCUCCUGUCCCCACCCCCCAAGUCCCCAGCCUUCGCUGGCCCUGGUCGCCCUGGGGAGCAGCCUUCGCCCUGCCAGGAAGGGAGCCAGGGUGGCAGCCGGAGCAGCAGCGUGGCCUCGCUGGAGAAGGGGGCCGCCCCAGCAGCCCGGGCCCGCACCCCACUGACGGCUGCCCAGCAGAAAUACAAGAAGGGUGACGUGGUCUGCACACCCAAUGGCAUCCGCAAGAAGUUCAACGGCAAGCAAUGGCGGCGGCUCUGCUCUCGUGAUGGCUGCAUGAAGGAGUCACAGCGGCGAGGCUACUGCUCCCGCCACCUGUCCAUGCGAACCAAGGAGAUGGAGGGCCUGGCAGACGGCGGGCCCGGUGGGGCUGGGCGGCCGGCUGGUGUGGCAGCCCGGGAGGGCAGCACCGAGUUUGACUGGGGGGACGAGACAUCAAGGGACAGCGAGGCCAGCAGUGUGGCUGCCCGGGGUGACUCGCGCCCGCGCCUGGUGGCCCCCGCGGAUCUGUCACGCUUCGAGUUUGAUGAGUGUGAGGCAGCCGUGAUGCUGGUGUCGCUGGGCAGCUCCCGUUCGGGCACGCCCUCCUUCUCCCCCGUCUCCACGCAGUCGCCCUUCUCGCCAGCCCCCUCGCCCUCACCUUCGCCCCUCUUUGGCUUCCGCCCUGCCAACUUCAGCCCCAUCAACGCCUCGCCCGUCAUCCAGCGCACAGCGGUUCGCAGCCGCCACCUGAGUGCAAGCACCCCAAAGGCUGGCGUGCUGACGCCCCCCGACCUGGGCCCCCACCCGCCGCCACCUGCCCCCCGAGAACGUCAUUCCUCCGGCAUCCUUCCCACUUUCCAGACCAACCUAACCUUUACCGUGCCCAUCAGCCCUGGGCGGCGCAAGACCGAGCUGCUGCCCCACCCAGGGGCAUUGGGGGCCCCUGGAGCAGGAGGUGGGGGUGCUGCCCCAGACUUCCCUAAAAGUGACAGCUUAGACUCUGGUGUGGACUCAGUGUCCCACACGCCGACCCCCUCCACGCCGGCUGGCUUCCGGGCUGUGUCACCUGCCGUGCCCUUCUCACGCUCCCGCCAGCCUUCACCCUUGCUGCUGCUGCCCCCGCCUGCCGGCCUGACCUCGGAUCCAGGGCCCUCCGUGCGCAGGGUGCCCGCAGUGCAGCGGGACUCGCCCGUCAUCGUUCGCAACCCUGAUGUACCACUACCCUCCAAGUUCUCUGGAGAGGUGGGCACGGCCGGUGAGGUCCGGGCUGGGGGACCUGGGCGGGGCUGCCGGGAGACUCCCGUGCCCCCUGGGGUGGCCAGUGGAAAGCCUGGCCUGCCCCCACCUCUGCCGGCUCCUGUGCCCAUCACUGUGCCUCCAGCCGCGCCCACCGCUGUGGCCCAGCCGAUGCCCACCUUUGGGCUGGCUUCAUCACCCUUCCAGCCUGUGGCCUUCCAUCCCUCACCCGCUGCCCUGUUGCCGGUCCUUGUGCCAAGCAGCUAUACCAGCCAUCCUGCCCCCAAGAAGGAAGUCAUCAUGGGCCGGCCUGGAACAGUGUGGACAAACGUGGAACCUCGCUCUGUGGCCGUGUUCCCCUGGCACUCCUUAGUCCCCUUCCUGGCACCCAGCCAGCCGGACCCCUCUGUGCAGCCCAGUGAGGCCCAACAACCUGCCAGCCACCCAGUGGCCUCCAACCAGAGCAAAGAACCUGCUGAGUCAGCAGCUGUUGCUCAUGAGCAGCCACCAGGAGGCACAGGAAAUGCUGACCCUGGGCGGCCCCCUGGGGCCACAUGCCCUGAGAGCCCAGGGCCUGGACCCCCACACACAUUGGGGAUGGUGGAACCUGGUAAAGGUCCCCUUCCUACUACUGAGGAGGAGACCCCUGGCCCCCCGGGAGAACCCCGUCUGGACAGUGAAACAGAGAGCGACCAUGAUGAUGCCUUCCUGUCCAUCAUGUCUCCCGAGAUCCAGUUGCCUCUGCCACCUGGAAAACGGCGGACCCAGUCCUUGAGUGCUCUGCCUAAGGAACGAGACUCAUCUUCUGAGAAAGACGGACGCAGCCCCAACAAGCGGGAGAAGGACCAUAUCCGUCGGCCCAUGAAUGCCUUCAUGAUCUUCAGCAAGCGGCACCGGGCCCUGGUCCACCAGCGUCACCCAAACCAGGAUAACCGGACUGUCAGCAAGAUCCUGGGCGAGUGGUGGUAUGCCCUUGGGCCCAAGGAGAAACAGAAGUACCACGAUCUAGCCUUCCAGGUGAAGGAGGCCCACUUCAAGGCCCACCCAGAUUGGAAGUGGUGCAACAAGGACCGAAAGAAGUCCAGCUCAGAGGCCAAGCCCGCGAGCCUGGGGCUGGCAGGAGGGCACAAGGAGACGCGGGAGCGGAGCAUGUCGGAGACGGGCACUGCGGCCGCCCCUGGGGUGUCCUCUGAGCUCCUGUCAGUUGCAGCCCAGACACUCUUGAGCUCAGACAGCAAGGCUGCAGGGAGUGGCCCAUGUGGAGCAGAACGGCUGCAUGCUGUUGGGGGCCCUGGCUCGGCCCGGCCGCGGGCCUUCUCCCACAGUGGUGUGCACAGCCUGGAUGGCGGGGAGGUAGACAGCCAGGCGCUGCAGGAACUCACUCAGAUGGUGUCUGGCCCCACAUCAUACUCAGGCCCAAAGCCUUCCACCCAGUAUGGCACUCCGGGCCCUUUCGCAGCCCCUGGUGAAGGAGGCGCCUUGGCGGCCAGCGGGCGGCCCCCACUGCUCCCCACCCGAGCCUCUCGUUCCCAGCGUGCAGCCAGCGAGGACAUGACCAGUGAUGAGGAACGCAUGGUCAUCUGUGAGGAGGAAGGGGACGAUGAUGUCAUUGCUGACGAUGGCUUUGGCACCACUGACAUUGAUCUCAAGUGCAAGGAGCGGGUGACUGACAGUGAAAGCGGCGACAGUUCUGGGGAGGACCCAGAGGGCAACAAGGGCUUUGGCCGUAAGUUGUUCUCACCUGUGAUCCGCUCCUCUUUUACCCACUGCCGUCCCACACUGGACCCCGAGCCACCAGGUCCCCCGGAUCCACCUGCAGCCUUUGGGAAAGGCUAUGGUCCCACGUCAUCCUCUUCCUCCUCACCUGCCACCACCUCAACCUCUGUAGCCAACUCUUUUUCACUGGGCUCUGGAAGCUUCAAGGCCCAGGAGUCUGGUCAGGGCAGCACAACAGGCCCCCUACGGCCACCACCCCCUGGACCUGGAGGCCCUGCCACACCUUCCAAGGCCACACGGUUUCUACCAUCGGACCCUGCCUCCUUCCGGCGCAAGAGACCUGAAAGUGUGGGCAGCCUGGAGCCAUCAGGCCCCUCUGUGAUUGCUGUGCCUCCCAGCGGGGGAGGAACCAUUCUGCAAACACUGGUCCUGCCCCAAAACAAGGAGGACCGAGAGGGCAGCGGAGCCCGUGUGCCCUCAGCUUCUGCCCCAUCGCUGUCUUACGGGGCCUCGGCAGCGCCUCUGUCCCGCCCUGCAGCCACCAUGGUCACCAAUGUGGUUCGGCCCGUCAGCAGCACUCCGGUUCCCAUCGCCUCGAAGCCCUUCCCCUCCUCUGGCCGAACCGAGGCAUCUCCAAAUGACACAGCAGGUGCCAGAACUGAGAUGAGCACUGGCUCCCGGGUGCCCGGGGGCUCCCCGCUGGGGGUCAGCUUAGUCUAUUCGGACAAGAAGUCAGCAGCUGCCACCUCACCUGCCCCACACUUGGUGGCUGGGCCCCUGUUGGGCACUGUGGGGAAAGCCCCUGCCACUGUCACCAACCUGCUGGUGGGCACCCCUGGCUAUGGAGCCCCUGCACCCCCUGCUGUUCAGUUUAUUGCCCAGGGAGCCCCGGGCGGUGGACCCACUGCAGGCUCAGGAGCAGGUGCUGGAAGCGGCCCCAAUGGGCCAGUACCCCUGGGCAUCCUGCAGCCAGGGGCCCUGGGCAAGGCUGGGGGAAUCACCCAGGUGCAGUAUAUACUGCCCACGCUGCCCCAGCAGCUUCAGGUGGCACCUGCCCCAGGACCACCAGCUCCUGGGGCCAAGGCAGCAGCUCCCACUGGCCCCGCACCCACCACCAGCAUCCGUUUCACCCUCCCACCCGGCACCUCCACCAACGGCAAGGUCCUGGCUGCCACUGCACCCACUCCUGGCAUCCCCAUCCUGCAGUCUGUACCCUCCGCCCCACCCCCUAAAGCCCAAUCAGUUUCUCCCGUGCAGGCCCCGCCCCCAGGUGGCUCAGCCCAGCUGCUGCCGGGGAAGGUGCUGGUGCCCCUGGCUGCCCCCAGCAUGUCAGUACGGGGUGGGGGGCCUGGCCAGCCACUGCCCCUGGUGAGCCCACCUUUCUCAGUACCUGUGCAGAAUGGUGCCCAGCCACCCAGCAAGAUCAUCCAGCUGACGCCUGUGCCCGUGAGCACACCUGGCGGCCUGGUGCCGCCCCUGAGCCCAGCCUCGCUUCCCGGACCCACCUCCCAGCCCCAGAAGGUCUUGCUGCCUUCCUCUACCAGGAUCACCUACGUGCAGUCGGCAGGCGGGCACACUCUGCCUCUGGGUACCAGCCCUGCGUCCAGCCAGGCUGGAACCGUCACCUCAUACGGGCCCACGAGCUCUGUAGCACUCGGCUUCACCUCGCUGGGGCCCAGCGGCCCCGCCUUUGUGCAGCCCCUGCUCUCAGCAGGCCAAGCCCCUCUCCUGGCUCCUGGCCAGGUGGGCGUGUCACCUGUGCCCAGUCCCCAGCUGCCUCCUGCCUGCACAGCCCCCGGAGGCCCCGUGAUAACUGCGUUUUACCCUGGCAGCCCCGCCUCCACCUCGGCACCCCUGGCCCAGCCAGCCCAGGCCCCACCAAGCCUGGUCUACACCGUGGCCACCAGCACCACCCCACCUGCUGCCACCAUUCUGCCCAAAGGCCCACCAGCCCCUGCCACUGCCACCCCCGCCCCCACUAGCCCUUUCCCUAGUGCCACAGCAGGCUCCAUGACCUACAGUUUAGUGGCCCCCAAGGCCCAGCGGCCCAGCCCGAAGGCCCCCCAGAAAGUGAAGGCAGCCAUCGCCAGCAUUCCCGUGGGCUCCUUUGAAGCAGGUGCCUCCGGGCGGUCUGGCCCUGCACCCCGGCAGCCUCUGGAGCCUGGCCCCACCCGGGAGCCAACCGCCCCAGAGUCUGAGCUCGAAGGGCAACCCACACCACCGGCCCCUCCGCCACCCCCAGAGACCUGGCCUCCCGGUGCCCGGAGCAGCCCCCCUCUCCCCCUCCCAGCCGAGGAGCGGCCAGGAACCAAGGGCCCCGAGACCAUGCCCAGCAAAUUCUCCAGCUCAUCUUCUGACUGGCGGGUCCCUGGGCUGGGCCUGGAGAGCCGGGAGCCCCCCACUCCUCCCAGCCCAGCCCCAGCCCCGGCCCCAGGCAGUAGCAGUGGUGGCAGUCUGGAGGGCAGCGGUGGAAGGGGGGCUGGAGACACCCCAGAGCGCAAGGAGGUGGCUGGUGCUGGCAAGAAGGUGAAGGUGCGGCCCCCGCCCCUGAAGAAGACCUUCGACUCCGUGGACAACAGGGUCCUGUCUGAAGUGGACUUUGAGGAGCGCUUUGCUGAGCUUCCCGAGUUUCGGCCGGAGGAGGUGCUGCCCUCCCCCACACUGCAGUCUCUGGCCACCUCUCCCCGGGCCAUCCUGGGCUCUUACAGAAAGAAGAGGAAGAACUCCACCGACCUGGACUCGGCGCCCGAGGACCCCACCUCACCCAAGCGCAAGAUGAGGAGGCGCUCCAGCUGCAGCUCCGAGCCCAACACCCCAAAGAGUGCCAAGUGUGAGGGGGACAUCUUCACCUUUGACCGCACAGGUACCGAAGCUGAGGACGUGCUGGGGGAGCUGGAGUAUGAGAAGGUUCCCUACUCAUCGCUGCGCCGCACCCUGGACCAGCGCCGCGCCCUGGUCAUGCAGCUCUUCCAGGACCAUGGCUUCUUCCCAUCAGCUCAGGCCACGGCAGCCUUCCAGGCCCGCUAUGCCGACAUCUUCCCAUCCAAGGUUUGUCUGCAGCUGAAGAUCCGUGAAGUGCGCCAGAAGAUCAUGCAGGCAGCCACCCCCACAGAGCAGCCCCCUGGAGCUGAAGCCCCCCUCCCUGGACCACCUCCAGCUGGCACUGCUGCUACCCCUGCUCCCACUCCCAGCCCUGCUGGCGGCCCUGACCCCACCUCCCCUGGCCCGGACUCUGGCACUGCCCAGGCUGCCCCGCCACUGCCUCCACCCCCAGAGCCAGGGCCUGGACAGCCUGGCUGGGAGGGCCCCCCCCAGCCCUCUCCCCCUCCCUCUGGCCCCUCCACAACUGCCACCGGCAGGUGAAGGGUCCCUGGGGGAGAUCCUGGACCCAUAGUACCCCCUCAGGACAUGGACAGUGGAGGUGGCAGGAGUGGGGGGAUGGGAUGGUUGCCCCCCUCUCCUCUAAAGCCAUGUCGUCCUUUCCAGUCCAGGUGGGCGGCAUGAAGCCUGCUCCCCUUGUAUAUACUCCCGCCUCCCCAGGUUCCUCCCCGUGAUGGGGAGACAGCUGAGGGAAGGCAGGGGCACAGCCUCCACUGGGCCCCUGUACAUAACCUGGAGUGUGUGACCUUCAGAGCUUUUCACCUGUACUUUAUGCAAAAUGGCUCGUGUGAGGGCUGCAAGCUGGAGGGCAGGGUGGGCCUCGGGCCCCAGGGAGGUGCCUGUGGAGUAGGGGGGAGUUCAUGCACCCCUUGUUCCCCCAGAGGGGCUGGACUCAGGUUAGUUUGGGGUCGGGGCUCCUGUACUUUUGCCACAGGCACGGGGAGGAUUCUUCCUUACCCCCUCUGCCCUCCCAACUUGGGUUGUACUUUCUAAGAAGGUGAUUCCCCACCCUGUCCCCGUCCCCAGAACAAAACAUGUUGAUCAUGUGCAAUAUUUCUUACUGUGCCGAGAAGAAGCAAUGACCGAGAUUAAAGCUGUUUAACACAC
This is a messenger RNA of Dipodomys spectabilis (banner-tailed kangaroo rat), 8274 nucleotides long. RefSeq names its product capicua transcriptional repressor (gene Cic). The coding region runs from base 91 to 7650 and encodes 2519 amino acids. The record is from RefSeq and is a predicted model, not a curated record. NCBI's taxonomy places the organism in Eukaryota, Metazoa, Chordata, Mammalia, Rodentia, Heteromyidae. Gene Ontology annotation, cellular component: nucleus. Gene Ontology annotation, molecular function: DNA-binding transcription factor activity, RNA polymerase II-specific; RNA polymerase II transcription regulatory region sequence-specific DNA binding. The transcript has 21 exons. Gene Ontology annotation, biological process: regulation of transcription by RNA polymerase II.